AUGAGCGCCGCCGCCGCGGAGGGGGACGGGCCCUCCGUCGGCCUCGCCUCGCUGCCUUCGGGCGGCGACUGGGCGGCACGGGAGGGGGAAGGCCCCGGAGAGCCCCGGAGGCGGGCUGAGGCGGCGGCGGCAAAAGACGACCCACGGGCUCGGCGGUUCGCCCUGGGCCCGGCCCCUGAGGCGGGGGCGGAGGAAGUAGAAGAAAGCAUAGAAGAGAUGUUAACAAGACUGGAUGAGUUCUGUGGCAUGACUGAUAUGAUUAGAAGCGACACAUCCCAGCUCCUGGAUGAGGCAAUUCCGCUCAUUAAAGCCAAGAUGAUAGAUAUGAACAAUAUCUAUAUGAAGGUGGAUAAGCUAGAGGCAUUUGUUAAAAUGGUUGGACAGCAUGUUUCUUUCCUGGAAAAACAAGUGCUCCAAGCAGAGAAGUCUCAAUCUGUCAUCCCGUACACUGUCCGAAAGCUAUUUGGGUCUGCUGCUAUCCCUUUAUUUAACAAAAAAUGCACCUCAUCUCCACAGCACAGUUACAGCCUGCCAGAACUUUACAGAACUGAAGACUAUUUUCCUAUCAAGUACAUAUGUAGCAAAUAUCAAAGUCAUUAG
Messenger RNA from Euleptes europaea (tarantolino), 600 nucleotides. RefSeq names its product breast carcinoma amplified sequence 4 (gene BCAS4). The record is from RefSeq and is a predicted model, not a curated record. Gene Ontology annotation, cellular component: BLOC-1 complex. The transcript is spliced from 5 exons. NCBI's taxonomy places the organism in Eukaryota, Metazoa, Chordata, Lepidosauria, Squamata, Sphaerodactylidae. The coding region runs from base 1 to 600 and encodes 199 amino acids.